GAAACUCAGUCGCCCAGUGCUCUAAACAACGCUAACGAUGUCAACACGACCUGAGCUGCAAGCGCCGCCGGAGAUAUUCUAUAACGAUUCAGAGGCUCUCAAGUCUCUCAAGUACACUUCUUCUUCACGUAUCGUCGAAAUUCAGGCGAAGUUGUCAGAGAGAGCUUUGGAGCUUCUUGCUUUGCCCGACGAUGAUGUUCCUCGCUUCUUGCUUGACAUUGGUUGUGGAUCUGGCCUGAGCGGGGAAACAAUCUCUGAGUAUGGGCACCAAUGGAUUGGUCUUGACAUCUCAUCCUCUAUGGUUAACGUUGCUGUGGAACGAGAAGUUGAGGGAGAUCUCUUACUUGGUGACAUGGGGCAGGGCUUGGGUCUUCGUGCAGGAGUUAUAGACGGAGCCAUCAGUAUAUCUGCUGUUCAGGUUUGGGUAUCAAGUAGGAACAGGCCAAGGAAGAUGCAGAGAACGAACAAGAACGGGAAACGAAGGGAAUGGGUCUUGAGGAAGAAGGAACAAAGUAGAAGAAAAGGAAACGAUGUUCCUGCUGAUUCCAAGUACACCGCUAGAAAACGCAAGUCGCGUUUCUGA
Brassica oleracea var. oleracea is the source of this 583-nucleotide messenger RNA. RefSeq names its product probable 18S rRNA (guanine-N(7))-methyltransferase. The coding region runs from base 38 to 583 and encodes 181 amino acids. Gene Ontology annotation, molecular function: rRNA (guanine) methyltransferase activity. The record is from RefSeq and is a predicted model, not a curated record. The transcript has 7 exons. Gene Ontology annotation, cellular component: nucleolus. Gene Ontology annotation, biological process: rRNA (guanine-N7)-methylation. NCBI's taxonomy places the organism in Eukaryota, Viridiplantae, Streptophyta, Magnoliopsida, Brassicales, Brassicaceae.